AUGUUUUCAAACACUAACUUUGAUCAUAAAUUUGGUAUAUGUGCGAUGGGGAGUUAUAAAAUGAGUGAAAAAUAUCACCCUUAUAGUUCAUCUGAUAAAGAAAUAAAAAAAAGAUCCAAUAAAUAUAAUAGUUCUAUUUAUGAACACUUUUUUAAAUUUAUAGAUUCGAAUGAUAAGAAUUUAAUUAAAAUGAAGUAUGUGAGAUUAUCUUGCCACAAAGAAAGUGAAAUAGAUUGGUCGUAUGUCGCAGAACAAAAAAGGAAAAAAGCAGAAACACUUGCACUUGCUAUAUCAAAACCUUUUAGUCAAGGUGUAUCAGAGGAAUUAUUAAUAGAUUUAGUAAUCAAAAAAAAUCUUCCCUUCAACUUAACAGAGGAUGAGAGAUUUAAAAAUUUUAUUUCAUCGUUAAGACCAGAGUUCAAUUUAGUUGGUGGAGAUACUAUUAAAAAUAGAAUAAUAAAAAGAUAUGAUGAUCAAGUUGUACAACUCAGAGAGUAUUUCAAGACUAUGGAUUCCAAAAUCAGUUUCUGUUUCGAUAUCUGGAGUGUCAAGGAUAUCUCUUUUUUGGGUGUAACUGGUCAUUGGAUCGAUAGUCAAUUUAAAGCUAGAAAGUGUUUGUUAGGAAUGGAGAGCCUAAAAAGCGAUAAAACAGAAAAGUUUGAUAUCUCCAAAAAGAUAAUGUGCACCACUUCUGACAACUGCUCGAACAACCACACUACAGUGGAGAACAUUGUCAAAAACCAAGAUCCUUCCAAUGAUUACAAAGGAUUCCAGGGUGGACAUAUUUUAUGUUUAAACCAUGUGAUUAAUUUAGGAGAUAAAUCAACGAAAUAUCUUUUCGAUAAAAUUCACUCCUAUGGUUCAAAUUUAAGAAACUCCAGUAACCAAACAGAUGCUUUUUUUGGAAUUUUCGAAAUUCUAAAAACUGAAAAGAAGGACAGGUUAAAGCCAAAAGUAUUGAACCCAAUCCGUUGGUCAUCUGCUUUUCAGAUGACUAGUAGAUUCAUCAGGAUCAAAGAUGCAGUUGAUUACGACAUUAAAUAUAAGAUUACGAAACAUGAUAUCCAUCUCACUACCGAUGAAUGGGAUAUCAUCAAACAAAUCAAUAAAUUCUUGGAUGGUGUGGAUUUUAUUACUUUGGCAUUACAAGGAGCUGAUGUUAAUCUGUCUUGCAGUUUACCUGUGUAUGGUCGGCUCUUGGACAUUGGAGAGGAAUGGAAAACCAAUAAGAUUCUCAAGACUGCUGCUGAAGCCUUUUGGAAAGAAAUAGAUGGUUACUAUACAACACUUGAUUAUGGAAUAGAACCAUUUUAUAUCUCAACUUUUCUUGCACCAUUCACCAAAUUAGAGGUAUUUAAAAGUGAAUUUUGGAAAGAUUAUUGGAAUAACAUAAACAAUUCAAUUGAAUCAAUUUAUACUAAAUAUGGAGGUACUAAGGGAAAUAAAACCAGUAUAGAAUCAGUCAAACCAGAGAUGGAUAGAAUGAAGUUUAUUUUAUCCACUCAAAAGAUAAUUAUUGUUGAACAAAAUGAGAAUGAAUUGUCAAAAUAUAAAAAUCUACCAACUACAUUCUCAAAUGACUCAUUGCAGUAUUGGAAAGAGAAUCAAAUUGAGUUCCCAGUUCUAUCUAGGAUUGCUAGAGACUAUCUCGCCAUUCAAUGCACAUCUACACCUGCAGAGAUUGAAUUCCGUUACAGCUCUGACAUGCUCACUAAAAAUAGGUGGUCUCUUGGGAAAACAGUUAUCAAAUCACAAAAAAAACAAUUUAUAUUAAGAAUGAAGAUUAUAAUUGAUUUAACAAAGGAAAACAAGUAUACAGAAGAAAUCAUUGAUCUCACAUAUGAAAUCAAUAACAACAGCAAUAACAACAACAUAAACAACAACAUCAUCCAUAUAAAUCAAUUCCAACUUAAUUUAAAGAGGAAUCUUAUGAUUUAUAUCACUGAUUUGGAAGAUUAUAUUUUCAACAAAAUAUUAGAAAAUAAAAAAAAUAAAUUUUCAACAUUAAUUACAUAUUUUACUUUUUCGCGUCUCACCAGCAGAUUCGAAUGUAAUUUAUGUGAAUGUUUCACAAUUUCAUUAUCAAACAAAAAGGUUGGACAUUGUGCAACCUCUCAUAUUAAUGCUAAUUCGAAUCUAUUUUCUGAGUAUUGGUACGAAGUGAACUCGCCCAUCGACAUAUUCGCACGAAAAUACGUUGGACGUUGGUUUGCAGUGUUGAUCGACAUUGCCGGAAUCAGUACCACCUUCAAUGUCGCCACCGUUUCAUUCAACAAUAUGUACAGAAUUCUCUACUCCAUUGGAAAAGCAAACUUGCAUCCCUCCUUUAAUAUUCUGGCACGAACCAAUCCUCGCUUCAAAACACCGGUGGUUUCCAUCAUUUUCUUUACUUUGACACAAUUCAUUUUCAUGGCGAUUAUCGGUGCUAUCUUUGGAUUUGUAAAGACGAAAGGAUCUUGGGAAGCAUAUGGUUAUCUCUCGUACAUCGGAACACUGCCAUUGAUCAUUGUGUUUAUCAUUACCAAUAUCGCUGUGAUUCCCUACAUGAAGAACAAACACCCUGAGGACUACAGUGUACUCUAUCAUAUGGCACUGCCGAUAUUCUCAGCGGUGUUGUUCAUCAUUGUGUUGUUUGGAAACUUCUAUCCAACCUAUCCGGAACCACCUUACACCUACCUCUUGAUUUUCUUGGCAGCUGCAAUGGGAUUCGGUAUCGUUUUAGGAUUGGCACUAAAAACAAAGAGAGGAUUGUUCGAAAACAUGCUUUACAUGAUUCAGAGUGGUGGCGAAGAAUCGAUUACCGAAAAGAAUAAUAACAUUCAAUAA
Heterostelium album PN500 is the source of this 2826-nucleotide messenger RNA. RefSeq names its product amino acid/polyamine transporter I. Lineage: Eukaryota; Evosea; Eumycetozoa; Acytosteliales; Acytosteliaceae. Gene Ontology annotation, biological process: transmembrane transport. Bases 1 to 2826 code for a protein of 941 amino acids. The transcript has 12 exons. The record is from RefSeq and is a predicted model, not a curated record. Gene Ontology annotation, molecular function: transmembrane transporter activity; protein dimerization activity. Gene Ontology annotation, cellular component: membrane.